This is a messenger RNA of Rotaria sp. Silwood2, 771 nucleotides long. Lineage: Eukaryota; Metazoa; Rotifera; Eurotatoria; Philodinida; Philodinidae. The record is from the annotation of a GenBank genome assembly.
AUGCAUUCAUCAACGUUUUUUCGUGAUAGUUUAAAGACUUCACCGUUUGUCUCAUUGAUGAGCAAGCGUACGUUUGAUGAACCGAAAUCUCCACCAAGUCCUUUAUCACCUGGACAACAAAAACGUGUUCGUUUUCUUGUUGAUAAUAAUAACGAUCUAACGAUUGAUGAACAUCAAUCAUCAAUUUUAUUUCGGCAAGGAAAUAUUGAACGUACUGGUACUAUUAGUGGAUUUGAUGAAAUGGAAAACAGUCGUCGAAUAACAUCGAACUUACUCUUCGGUAAUACUAGUUCUUCGUAUGAUUUUGGAUUAAUGACACAAACUGGUGGUAUUGACCAAUCGAUAGAUAAUGCUAAUGUUUCAAAUGAUAACUUUACUUUUAUUCAGGCAACUCAACGAACAAAUCUUGCUAAUGAAAGUGGAAAUGAUGGGACUUGGUUGACCGUAUUUGGCUAUCGUACGAAUGCCGAUGCUCGAACAUUGAUCGACGAAUUCAGUCGUUUUGGCAUAAUAGAAAAAUAUGUGAUCAUUGAUACAUCGAAUAAAUUUCAUGUUAAAUUUGCAACUCGUCUUCAAGCUCAACGUGCUCUAAGAAAACAUGGUCAUGUUUUUGGUCAAAUAAUGAUUGGAGUACGAUAUUGCACUGAUGAAGAUAUUAUUGGACUUAAACCACAAAGUAAUGUUAAUGUUUAUCUUGAAAAUCCCUUUCUGGUACGAAAUCGACAUCGUCUAGGCAUUUUACCAUCUGCACCACUAACAGUUCAAAAUUGA